CAUAAUUUUUGAACCUCAACACUCGCUCAGUCUCUGAGAUCCUAAUUGACCACAAUGAACACAAUUAGAUCUACCUGGAUUGGAUGGGGUGCCCUUUGUGUGGCCGGGGGUGGCGCUUACUACUUCGCCAAAAAGUCCAUCAACGCCGACCGUGCUGUCCGAUAUGAAGCGGAUAUGAAACGCAAAGCCCAGCUUGCAGCCAUGGAGGCGGAAGAUCGUCGACAACAAUUCGUAUUAAAACCGUCAAGCCAACCGCCUAAACCUACCGACGACCCAUCAUUACGUCGUGCGAUCGACGUUUCGUGGUCUGGAAGAGAUGAUGUUGCGUCCCCCAGCGCCGAAGCCAGCCAGGAUCCCGCUCCGACUCGACACGAGCCAGAAACUGAUGAACAAAAAUUGCUUGAAAAGUCGAAGUACGAAGCGGCGCAAACCUUCCGACCUCCUCGUGGGAAUCGGUUUAGUUGAAGGCCUAUCAUUUGAAGAUAAUGUGUAUAUAUAUGUACGAGAACCUGCAUGGCUGGUAUCAAUUGACGGCGUUCAGUGUUUUAUACCUUCUCCAACGCUUCAAUAUGGCAAAGAAGAUUGGUUUAUGAAUCAUUUCACAAUAUCUAAUGAUAAUUCCUAGACGACAAUAAAACUAAGAGUUUCGUAAUGAUGAAGCGACAUCGAAAUCGAGAAGAACGCCUUAAUGCAAACCUCCUGACCCUC
Molecule: messenger RNA, 708 nt
Organism: Talaromyces proteolyticus
Lineage: Eukaryota; Fungi; Ascomycota; Eurotiomycetes; Eurotiales; Trichocomaceae
Exons: 4
Coding region: 55-465 (136 amino acids)
Source: RefSeq, a predicted model, not a curated record